Messenger RNA from Harmonia axyridis, 8807 nucleotides. It is a transcript of the gene Khc-73, whose product is annotated as kinesin-like protein KIF13A. The record is from RefSeq and is a predicted model, not a curated record. Gene Ontology annotation, biological process: microtubule-based movement; cytoskeleton-dependent intracellular transport. Gene Ontology annotation, molecular function: ATP binding; microtubule motor activity; ATP hydrolysis activity. Bases 211 to 5634 code for a protein of 1807 amino acids. Lineage: Eukaryota; Metazoa; Arthropoda; Insecta; Coleoptera; Coccinellidae. Gene Ontology annotation, cellular component: kinesin complex; microtubule. The transcript is spliced from 24 exons.
CAAAUAAUCAGACAGAACAAAAAAGAUUGACGUCGUGCACAUGAAUAUGGCGAAGAUAGAGUGUGUUAUGAGUCGUUUUGUUGUGAUACGUGCUAUUUUUUAACUUACCAUGUUCGAAAAUGGAUAGUUAUGUGAUCAUUUAUACAAAGAAAGUGUGAUAAUAGUGUAAAUAUAUAUUUUGUUUUAAUAAAUUAAUAAAAAGAAGUCAAAAUGUCUACAGAUAAAAUAAAAGUGGCAGUCAGAGUCCGUCCCUUCAAUCGAAGAGAAUUGGAACUGGGGACAUUAUGUGUUGUGGAAAUGGAAAAAGAUCAAACGGUCCUUCGACAACCAAAUACUAUGGACAAAAUAGAAAGGAAGCAGGCUAACAAGACGUUUGCAUUUGAUCACUGCUUUAACUCUGUGGACCCUAUGAAGGAAAAUUUCGCAUCUCAGGAAGUUGUUUUUGAAAGUCUUGGAAGAGAUAUUCUUGAAAAUGCUUUUCAAGGAUAUAAUGCAUGUAUUUUCGCUUAUGGCCAAACUGGAUCAGGAAAGUCCUAUACGAUGAUGGGAUCUCAAGACAACAAAGGUAUAAUCCCACGUCUGUGCGAUUCACUUUUCGGAAAAAUAAACAACCUGCAAAGUUCUGAAUUGUCGUACAAGGUAGAAGUUAGUUAUAUGGAAAUAUAUAAUGAGAAGGUACAUGAUUUACUGGAUCCCAAGACUAAUAAGCAAUCGUUAAAAGUACGAGAACACAAUGUAUUGGGACCUUAUGUUGACGGAUUAUCUCAGCUUGCUGUGACAUCAUUCCAGGACAUAGAUAAUUUGAUGGCUGAAGGUAACAAAUCCCGUACAGUGGCUGCAACAAAUAUGAACAGUGAAUCGUCAAGAUCCCAUGCUGUUUUCACAGUGAUACUCACACAGACUUUGACAGAUGAGAAGACUGGUGUUUCAGGGGAAAAAGUCAGUAGAAUGUCCUUGGUAGAUUUGGCUGGCUCAGAAAGAGCAGUCAAAACUGGUGCUGUUGGAGAGCGACUAAAAGAGGGUUCCAACAUUAAUAAAUCUUUGACAACAUUAGGCUUAGUCAUCUCUAAGUUAGCCGAUCAAUCAUCUGGUAAUACAAAGAAUAAAGACAAAUUCGUACCAUAUCGAGAUUCAGUUUUAACGUGGCUGUUAAAAGACAACUUAGGUGGUAACAGUAAAACCGUAAUGGUAGCUACGAUUUCUCCAGCAGCCGACAAUUUUGAGGAAACCUUGUCCACGCUACGUUAUGCAGACAGGGCAAAGAGAAUAGUCAAUCAUGCCGUUGUCAACGAGGAUCCUAAUGCUAGGAUAAUCAGGGAGUUGAGACAAGAAGUCGAGGCAUUGAAAGAGAUGUUGAAGCACGCCACUGGUUCUCCUGUGGAUGAUCCGCAAAGCGUCAUCCACCAGAAACUCAGCGAAAGCGAAAAAUUGUACAAAGAAGUUUCUCAGACAUGGGAAGAAAAAUUGAUGAAGACCGAAAGAAUUCAAAACGAGAGACAGCAAGCUUUGGAAAAAAUGGGUAUAAGCGUUCAAGCGUCUGGAAUCAAAGUUGAGAAGAAUAAAUAUUACUUGGUUAACUUGAACGCUGAUCCUUCUCUGAACGAAUUAUUAGUGUAUUAUUUGAAGGAUAAAACUGUUGUUGGCGCUAAAGUUGAUGGAGUAGGUCCUGAACCAGAUAUUCAACUUUCUGGUUUGGGUAUACAGCCAGAACAUUGUAUAAUCACUAUAGAAGAAGGUGAACUGUUUCUUGAGCCACUAACCAACGCACGAUCUUUUAUCAACGGUUCUCAGGUGACACAAAGAACACAACUCAGACAUGGUGACAGAAUCGUGUGGGGUAACCACCACUUUUUCAGGGUUAAUUGUCCCCGAUCAGUGUCUGCUACUUCUGAGCCCCAAACUCCUGCACAAUAUAUUGAUUACAAUUUUGCUCGUGAUGAAUUGAUGUUGAACGAAAUGGGAAACGCCCCCAUUCAAGCUGCAAUUGCUCGCCUAGAGAAGCAGCACGAAGAGGACAAACAAGUUGCCCUUGAAAAGCAAAGGUUGGAAUUCGAAAGGCAAUUCCAGAAACUUCGAAGCACAAUGUCCCCCUCUACACCAUAUCCCCCCUAUUCAGACGAUCCUUUGAGGUUUGGAAAAACUAUACCUUGUACCCCUACUACACAAAUGCGAGUAGAGAAAUGGGCACAAGAAAGGGAUGAAAUGUUCAAACGAAGUAUAGGUCAAUUGAAAACUGACAUAUUACGCGCUAAUGCUUUAGUGCAAGAAGCUAAUGUACUAGCUGAAGAGACUGGCAGGCAAACAAAGUACAGUGUUACCUUACAAAUACCCCCAGCUAAUCUAAGUCCCAAUAGGAGGAAAGGUGCGUUUGUGAGUGAACCUGCUAUAUUGGUUAAACGUGGAAAUUCUAGUCAAGUAUGGUCCAUGGAGAAAUUAGAAAAUAAAAUAGUCGAUAUGAGAGAAAUUUAUGAUGAUCAGAUGGAAAGCAAUGGUGCAACAAUGGAGGAACCAGUAUCUCCAUCGUGUGAUCCUUUCUUCGAGUCCCAAGAGAACCACAAUUUGAUAGGUGUAGCAAAUAUAUUUUUAGAAGCUCUAUUUCAUGAUGUCAAGCUUGAUUAUCACACCCCUAUAAUAAGUCAACAAGGAGAGGUCGCAGGACGAUUACAGGUGGAAUUGAGUAGAGUGCAGGGCACUCUUCCUCAAGACAGGAUAAGCGAAGCAGCUUCAGACAUAUCUUCAGAUAGUAGUAACGACGAAGAUGAUUCAUCAACUACCUCAACAGUUACCUGUCGUGUACACAUCAAGCAAGCCUCCGGUUUACCUUUGUCUUUAUCUCACUAUGUGUUCUGUCAGUAUACCUUCUGGAAUCAUCCAGAGCCUAUAGUUGUACCAACUAAUCCUGAAAAUGUACAAGCUGGUAAUGGACUGGUUUCACAAAAAGAUAGAUUUAAGUUUGACGACUGCAGAGAUUUCACUAUUAAUGUAACUGAAGAAUUUCUAGAACAUUGUACUGAAGGCGCUCUAUCGAUAGAAGUAUGGGGUAACCGCAGUGCAGGUUUUUCCAAACACAAACCCGGCUGGGAAGUUGAACAACAAUUAGCAGCCAAAGCUAGAUCAUUGGUGGACAGAUGGUCUGAACUUACCCGAAAAAUCGAAGUUUGGGUUGAAAUCCAAGAACUCAAUGAACAGGGAGAGUAUGUUCCUGUUGAAGUUAUAAACAGAACUGAACUUCUCACUGGUGGUUGCUACCAACUUCGUCAAGGUCAACAAAGGAGGAUAGUGGUUAGGGUUAAGCCUGUACAAAAUUCGGGCACCUUACCGAUAAUCGUUCAGCAGAUAAUGUCUAUUGAAGUAGGCAGUGUCAUUGUUAGGAGCCGACUUCAGAAACAGCUGGACUCAUAUCAAGAAGAAGACCUCACCAUUCUAAGGGAGAAAUGGAGUGAGGCUCUGCUAAGAAGAAAAGAGUACCUGAAUCAACAGAUAAACAGACUUCUUGAGAAACCUGACAAAUCAGAACAGGACUUGGAGCGUGAGCAAAGUUUAAUGGAUCAGUGGGUUAAUUUAACAGAAGAACGUAAUGCCGUUUUAUUACCUGAUCCUGGAACUGGCAUUCCAGGCGCACCAGCUGUUUGGACGCCGCCACCAGGCAUGGAACCUUACGUACCUGUCCUAUUUCUAGACCUUAAUGCUGAUGAUUUGUCGACUCACCAAUCAGGAGAAGAACUAACUAUUGCUGGGGGAGACUCAAUUUUGCCAAAAGAGCAUGGAAGCACUUUUUACAGUCUCCAUAUAUUGCAUAGUUUGGAGAAGGAUGUAUGUGCUGUUGCAAGUUGGGAUUCUUCGAUACACGAUAGUGCACAUCUUAAUAAAAUCACCGAUAAAACAGAAAGGGUGUAUAUGAUCCUGAGAACUACAGUUAGGCUAUCUCACCCAGCUCCAAUGGAUCUUGUCCUAAGGAAACGUUUGGCUCUGAACAUUUACAAACAGUACAGUUUCAGAGACAGGCUCAAAAGGAGAAUAGAAAGAUUAGAUCCUAUUUCUCACACAGGUGUUACAUACGAAGUGGUAUCGAAUGUUCCUAAGGCCAGUGAAGAAUUAGAAGAUCGCGAGUCUUUGGCUCAAAUCGCUGCUUCUGGAGAGGAAUCUUCAUGGGGCGAUGGAGAGAGCUAUAUUGAAAAAUAUACAAAAGGUGUUAGUGCCGUUGAGAGUAUACUUAUGUUAGACCGUCUUCGGCAAAAUGUAGCUGUCAAAGAACUUUUGCAGGCUAAAGGGCAGCCACUUAUGCGAAAGACAGCUAGUGUACCAAAUUUCCAGGAACUGAAUCCAAAGAAUGGGCUCCUGAAGAACUUGAGUACAGAAUCCUUGCAGAUGUCCAGAUCUGAAAGUGUAUCAGAAUUGAACAGCGACCUACAUGGUGUCUCGCCUCUCAAAAGUCGACUCAGUUUUGGUAAAGAAGCAGAGUCUUCUCCUUCGAAACCUUUCGGACUUGCUCGUCCAACAUUCCUGAAUUUGAACAUCAACUUGAAUUCAUUAAGACUUCAGCAACCUACUGGAACGUCGAAACGCCUAACAUCACCAGCUAAUGUGAAAAUUUCAAGAAUGACAACUCUCCAUGAGGAACAGCAUUCCUCUACUCGUAAACAUUCUCUCGACUUCAUUGCAGAUGAAAAUUUAGAAGAUGAGGAUGAAGAUGAUAACCAUUAUGAAAAAGCAAACCAAAUGGUUGGAAAUAAAUCGGGUAAUCAUACAUUGCGUCGGAGAAUACCAACUUCCAGAACCUUGGAAUCGCUACUUACAGAUCCACCAAUCAGUAACACACCGUCUACUAGUUCAAGCGGUUAUGGGUCUCAAGCAGUUUCUUCAAGUAACUUAUCUAGUGAGGAUUCUGUAUCCGUUAAAAGUAUAAGUAUUGAUGGAACGCCAGAAAAUGAUACUAAGCAGUGUAGCUUAAACGAAUUAAAGCCAGUCGAGAAGGUACAAACUGAAACAUUUCCACAGGGAGAUUUUUCAGAUAUUAAUGAUACAAAUAAAGAAGAACCAAAACAGUUCAUUCCCGAAUCUAGUCAUGAUAAUGAAUUGUGCAAAGAUAUAACUCUUUUAGAGAACAAGGUGGUUAGGAGAAAAAAAUCUGCUACGUUAAAUCCAGAUCGAGCUUCAUUUCCACAAGUGACUUCUAACCCUGUUAGUACAUUUAUGGAAGAUGACAGAAUCAAUACAACCGAAAAGUCUGAAGAUGAUGCAGAUCAUUAUGAGCUGAAAGCAGAUUUGCCAGAUUGGAUAACCAUUGGUGAAAGCGUACUCAUCAGACCCUACAAUUCUUCCGGUGUAAUAGCAUACAUAGGAGGAACAGAAUUCUCUGGAGGUACCUGGAUAGGCGUCGAACUUGAUGCACCAAAAGGGAAAAACGACGGUUCUGUGCAAGGAGUAAAGUACUUCUCUUGCAAGCCGAAGCAUGGCAUGUUCGUUAGAGCUGAUAAGCUCAUUUUAGACAGAAGAGGUCGUGCUAUGAGGUUGUACAAAACCGAAUCCCACAAGAAUAAAUGCCCUUCUAAGAGUGACAAUCUUAUCAGGCCCCAAUCACGAAGCGAUGGUUUGAAUCAUAUUGGUACUAGAUCAAGUUCAAAAGCUAAGUAAUCACUCUGUUAAAAUAGUCCAACCAAUCCAUAUGUGUAGUUGAUAGAUAUGCCGUCCGUCUUAAUUGGCAUGUUAUAUUUCUUAUAUUCCAUUUAUGCAAAUUUUGUAUAAGCAGAAGAAGUUAUAUUAUAAAGAAUUUAUCAGAACUGAACUUCCAAAUUCGAUUGGUUCAUUCAUUUUUGUUUGGAGAAAAGAAACGCCAAUUAUUAGGGUUUCUGAAUAUUUGAUUUGACGUUGAGAAUAAUAAUAUAAAAUAUAACGCUAAUACACACAUAAUUUUUUAAACUCAUCGUUAAUUGUAUCAGAGUGAGAUUGAUUCUUCAAUAAUAUUCUACAUGAUUAUUUUUUAUUGUAAAGAACCACGGGGAUGUAAAAAUUAUUUCCAAAUAAUAGGAUUUUAUUACCAAGGAACGUGUUCUUUGAUAAUUCCUAAAUAUUACCCCUCAUUUUCCAAUAUUUAUGUUAUCGAUAUCAGUUAUUGAUCCCCCUUUUCUCUUUUUUUAGUGUUUGUUUUCAGACAAUGAAUGAUCAGGGUACAUAUACUGAAUGAAGGGGUAAAAUGGUGAAAUUUUUUCUAAAUGGUGCUAAAGUAAUUUCCUUGGUAAUAUGCACAUAGUUUCAAAUCUCGUCAGAGGAUAUUUCUAAAAUGUAUACAGGAGAAAUUUUUAACAUUUACAGAUGUUUUGAUUAUUGAUUUACACGGAUUUCUUUCAUUUAAUCAAAUUCUCAUUGACGUAAAAAGUUUAUUGUAUUCCAAUAAGGUUUUUUGAAUCAAAAAUGUGAAGCAUCUAUAUUCAAACAGAUUACCUGUGUAAAGAAUUUUUGGUGUGAGCAACAAUCUUAAUUUUAAUUAAUUACUGUCGAAUUAUCUGUGCUUAAUUACUCAUUCUGCAAAUUUGAAAGAAUUUUGUAUUUUUACUACAAUGACUUCUACAAUCAUAAACAAUUGUAAUUUUUAUUCUAUAUUCAGAUUGGAAUACUAUAAACAUAUACUAAAAACCUAUUACCCUUCAAAAAAAUCCUCCAAGAUUUUCAAGAUAUCAAUUACGAUAUGAAUUUAUAGAAAACGAUAAAUUCUUGUUAUCAGAAUUUUAAUCUAAUCUUAAGAAAUUAUUCAAAUUUUAAAACAUUGUGCAAUAUAUAUAUAUACAUAUAUAUUUACAUAAAACGAUUUCAUUAACUCUAGAAAGAAAUAAUAUUAAAUUAUACUUGCCAUUAAUUUGAAAUUAUCUACUCCUCGUAAUGCCAGUUAAAUUUUUGAAGUUAGGUUACAAUUGAAUGUGAAAAUAUGUGAAUUUUAAAGAGGAAACAAUAAGGUGUCUAAUUGUAUAUUUGAAAAAUCAUCAGUAUUUUAAUCUUCAUGUUUUUUAUUGUUCAUAUUGAAAAUUAACAAUUUCAAUCAAAUAGAAAUGUAUUUUAAUGAUCAAAAUAUAAGGGAAAAACUAUUUACAAAUAUAACAAAUUAUUUUGUUCUUGUAUUGAAAAUUUUUCCUUGAUACCAAGUAAUACUAGUUUGUUGAAUUUUGAAUUGAAGAAGGUACUUAUAUUGAAGUUCGAAGAGAAUUUUUAUGUGUUGAACAUAUUUUUAUUUUUAUUUAAGUCCUUUUAACAGUUUGUUUGAAGCAGAGUGUAUCUGAUUGUUGUUUCUACUUUGAUUUCACUAGAAAAGAACCAUUGAAGUUAUAAGUUUAUCAAUCGUAAUUAUUCCAAAAGCAUUUUAUAGAUUGAUUUUUGAAAGAAAUUAUCAGUUCUGUGAUAUUUUUUGACAUACUUUCAUGUAUUAUUCUUCAAACUGUUUAAAACAUCUGGAAUUAUUAAGUAACAUGCUUUUAGAGUAUCUAGAUGAUGUCGAAAGUAUUCGCUAAAUUUGUGUCUUUAGUAAUAAGCUAUUGUAGAUAUAGAUUUUUCUGUAUUUGAUUUCAAAAUUGCCAUAAUAUAAGGAUGUACAAAGAAAAAUACAUUCAUAUUCUUCUAUAUUAUUGACAAAUUUUACUGUGGGGAAAGUGAAGGAGUAAGCAAGUUGAAAAUUGUUUUCAAUUAAAGACAAAAAUUGAUUCAUUUAAUAAAGUUCAAAUUUCAUUAUGAUUCCUUUUUCAUUAUUAUAUAUAAACAUUCUUUCAAGUUGUUCUAUUGAACUUGUUCUUUUUUUACAAAAUUGGUUUCAUUUCUUCUUUCACUACCAUAUUCCAUUGUAUUUAAUUUAUAGUUGAUAAUAAAUUCUUUGUCUGUCCUUAUAUUACGAAAAUGAAAAUUCACGAGCAGUCCGCUCAAAUGAGUAUGCAAUAUCAUUAAGUUAUUAGAAUUGGUUGCUCAAUGAUGAAAUUAUUGAUCACAUGUGGUGAUAGGUUUGGUUGUCCAAGUCCGGAAUGUCGGAUAAAAUAAAGGCUAAACCUAUCCAAAUGUUUGUGAAACGCUGUCCAGUGUGGAAAUAGCCACAAAAGAAAGAAAAUCGUAAUAUCUGCUUGCUCUUGCCUACUUUUUUCAUUGCAGUGUCUCACCAAAAUUAAUUAAACUCAACACAUAUGAUACGGAAAAUAACACUGAAAUGCCUUGAAAUUGACAUCAAAUCAAACAUUUUAUCGAUGGAGAAACAUGUUCAUCAUCUUGAUCUGAGUUGAUGAGUAAUCAUAUCCCUAUUGUGGAUAAAGUUCCUUGAGGACAUAUCUUGGCUAAAGUAUAUAUAUAUAGCUUUUUUAUGUUUUAGUUGUAAAUUAAAUACAUGAUAUUUUAUUUAGUCUGAAUCCAUUAAAUGUUUGGAUUCUUUGCUUCUAGAUUUUCUGUUAAUUUCAAGGCUAUUAUGUAUUACUGGCUGUACCAAAAAAGUUGCUUUCUUAUUGAACGAUUUGUUGACAGUACACUAGAAAUAAUUACUUGCUUUUCGCUAUAAAUCACUUGACACAUUAUCGUGACUGCUUAUGUCUUUGCCACUUGUACAUUUUGCAAUGUAAAUAUUAAAGUAGCUGUUGUCAUAGAUUGCUUAUUUCAUUAUUUUAUUCAAUAACUCUGGGUUGUUGAAUUGUUUAAGCAGCUAUUUAUGAUUAAUAUGAGAUUUACUGAGUAUUUAAUAUAUUAUACAUAUUGUAAAUUUUGUUAUUCAUUUUCUCUAUUUUUUGUAAUAGAUAACCAAUUGUAGUUGAACUACCAGAGGCAAUUUCAAUAAAACAUAAUUUUGA